Neltuma alba is the source of this 2877-nucleotide messenger RNA. Its product is annotated as probable galactinol--sucrose galactosyltransferase 2. The record is from RefSeq and is a predicted model, not a curated record. NCBI's taxonomy places the organism in Eukaryota, Viridiplantae, Streptophyta, Magnoliopsida, Fabales, Fabaceae. Gene Ontology annotation, molecular function: raffinose alpha-galactosidase activity. The transcript has 14 exons. The coding region runs from base 336 to 2657 and encodes 773 amino acids.
GAUAUCAGAGUACUCUUACCUUUUACUUGAUUGAGUUCUGUCUCUGUGUGCUCUGAAGAUUCAUUUUAUCAUCAACGUGAAAGAUCUCGUGGAGAGAUCUUCAAUUUUGAGCAUCUAGUUGGUUCACUGUUUCGUUACGGUGAAAUUAGUGCGGGUUCUGAUUUUCAUGGUUUGGAAUGUUAAAUUGUGUGGCGAGAAUCUGGAUUCUGUGAUCCGGGGGUCUGCUGAUUUGAAAGUUUUCACCUCGGAAAUUGUUACUCGUCAGCUCUGUUCUUUAUUCGCGAGGACCAAUUUCGAGGCAUUAGUGUUCGGUGGAUGUACUCAGGUGUUCAAAGAUGACUGUCACGCCAAAGAUCUCCGUUAACGAUGGGAAACUGGUUGUCCAUGGGAAGACCAUACUCACUGGAGUACCGGAUAACAUUAUUCUGACCCCAGGAUCUGCAGUGGGCCUUGUUGCUGGCGCAUUUCUAGGUGCCACAGCUUCCCACAGCAAAAGUCUCCAUGUCUUCCCCAUGGGUAUCUUAGAGGGGCUUCGUUUCAUGUGUUGUUUCCGGUUCAAGUUAUGGUGGAUGACUCAGAGGAUGGGAAUAUGUGGGAGGGAUAUCCCUUUGGAGACCCAAUUCAUGUUGAUAGAGAGCAAAAAUGACGAAGCUGCUGAUCAGGAGAAUUCUCCAACCAUAUACACUGUCUUGCUUCCUCUCCUAGAAGGCCCGUUCCGUGCUGUUCUACAAGGGAAUGACAAAAAUGAGAUAGAGAUUUGCCUUGAGAGUGGAGACAAUGCUGUUGAAACGAGUCAAGGUCUUCACCUGGUCUACAUGCAUGCUGGGACAAACCCCUUUGAAGUUAUUAACCAAGCUGUCAAGGCUCUAGAAAAACACAUGAAAACAUUCCUUCACCGCGAGAAGAAAAGAUUGCCAUCUUUUCUCGACUGGUUUGGCUGGUGCACAUGGGAUGCUUUCUAUACUGAUGUCACGGCAGAGGGUGUUGAGGAAGGCCUGAAAAGCUUGUCAGAGGGGGGCACGCCACCACGCUUCCUUAUCAUAGAUGAUGGCUGGCAACAAAUUGAAAGUAAACCAAAGGAUGCUGACUGUGUCGUUCAAGAAGGAGCACAGUUUGCCACUAGGUUGACCAGCAUAAAAGAAAACGCUAAAUUUCAGAAGAAUGGACAGAGUAAUGAACAGAAUUCGGGCCUGAAGCACGUAGUAGAUGAAGCGAAGCAACGCCACAGUGUGAAAUAUGUAUAUGUAUGGCAUGCUCUGGCUGGUUACUGGGGAGGAGUGAAGCCAGCAGCCAGUGGCAUGGAACAUUAUGACACGGCCUUAGCAUACCCAGUACAGUCUCCGGGUGUACUAGGAAACCAACCAGACAUUGUCAUGGACAGCUUGGCUGUACAUGGCUUGGGUCUAGUACAUCCCAAGAAGGUUUAUAACUUCUACAAUGAGCUACAUGCUUACUUAGCUUCAUGUGGAGUAGAUGGGGUCAAAGUUGAUGUUCAAAACAUUAUUGAAACCCUUGGGGCUGGACAUGGAGGCAGGGUCUCACUCACACGCAGCUAUCAUCAGGCCCUUGAGGCCUCCGUCGCUCGUAACUUUCCUGAUAAUGGAUGUAUUGCGUGUAUGUGUCACAAUACUGACGGGCUAUAUAGUGCUAAGCAGACUGCUGUCGUGAGAGCGUCUGAUGACUAUUACCCCCGCGAUCCUGCUUCCCACACUAUCCAUAUAUCAUCCGUAGCAUACAACACACUAUUCCUUGGAGAAUUCAUGCAGCCUGACUGGGAUAUGUUCCAUAGUUUACACCCAGCGGCAGAGUACCAUGCUGCAGCUCGUGCAAUUGGUGGAUGUGCAAUUUAUGUCAGUGAUAAGCCAGGGAACCACAAUUUUGAACUUCUCAAGAAGCUGGUAUUGCCUGAUGGGUCGGUUCUUCGUGCUCAGCUACCUGGCAGGCCCACUCGUGAUUCUCUCUUUACUGAUCCAGCUAGAGAUGGGACUAGCUUGCUCAAAAUAUGGAACUUGAACAAAUGCUCCGGAGUGGUUGGGAUAUUUAACUGUCAAGGUGCUGGGUGGUGCAAGAUAGAGAAGAAGACCCGGAUCCAUAAUGCAUCUCCUGGCACACUCACAGGUUCUGUUCGUGCUUCUGAUGUUGAUCUCAUCACUCAAGUAGCUGGCGGCGAUUGGGAUGGCGACGCUAUUGUUUAUUCCUACAAAUCAGGUGAGGUGACUAGGCUACCAAAAGAUGCUUCAGUGCCAGUGACAUUGCAAGUUUUGGAGUAUGAACUAUUCCAUUUCUGUCCACUGAAGAAAAUUGCCCCAAGCAUUUCGUUUGCAGCAAUAGGGCUAUUGGACAUGUUCAACACUGGAGGAGCCGUUGAGCAGUUUGAAAUCCACAAAGCUGGUAACAAAGAACAACUAUUUGAUGGUGAGGUUCAAUCUGAGCUGACCACUUCUCUCAGCUCAAACCGCUCAGCAACGGCAACCAUUGCCCUCAAAGUGAGAGGAAGUGGCAGAUUCGGAGCGUACUCGUCCCAGCGCCCAUUGAAGUGUGCUGUAGGUGACGCCGAAACCCAUUUCGACUAUGACUCAACCAGUGGGCUGGUCACCUUCACCAUCCCAAUUCCUUCUGGGGAAAUGUACAAAUGGCCCAUAGAAAUCCAAGUUUGAGUAAUUUACGUUUAGCGUUUAGAGUGUGUUGUUUAGGAGAGCAGGUUGGUUUGUUACUUUGUUCAAGUGUUUAGUGAUUACUAUUAGCUGGAGAAUAAUGGGUAGCUGCUUUUUUUUUUUUUAACACCUAUGCAAAAGUGCUAGAGAUGUGGCGUCGUCAUGUUUCUGUCGAAUAAAAGCUCUCGUCUUUACUAAUCUUACUUCUUUUUGUUUUGCCGUU